GGAACAGAUAGAUUUAGAGUUUACAAGGCUUCUUAGAUUUCUCUUCCAGGCUGAUUUGACUCGUUCUCUACCGGAAUCACCACCACUGGUCCUCCCCAGUCCUUAGCCAUGUCUAAAGAUGUUUUGAAUUGAAGAAUGAGCUUCUAAAAGAAAGAUCAAAGAAUAAACAGGCAGAGUUCAAGGAGAACUUUGAAGCUAGGAAGAUGACUUCCUGCAGCAACACCUGUGGGUCCAGGCAAGCCCAGGCUGACACUGAGGGUGGGUACCAGCGGCGCUAUGGAGUUCGGUCCUACCUGCAUCAGUUUUAUGAGGACUGCACUGCCUCUAUCUGGGAGUAUGAGGAUGAUUUCCAGAUCCAGAGAUCGCCUAACAGGUGGAGCUCAGUAUUCUGGAAGGUCGGACUCAUCUCAGGCACUGUCUUUGUGGUUCUCGGACUAACUGUCCUGGCAGUGGGCUUUCUUGUGCCCCCCAAAAUCGAAGCUUUUGGUGAAGCCGAUUUCAUGGUGGUGGACACACAUGCUGUGCAGUACAACGGCGCCCUGGACACAUGCAAGCUAGUCGGGGCUGUGCUCUUCUGCAUUGGGGGCACAUCCAUGGCAGGGUGCCUACUGAUGUCUGUGUUUGCCAAGAGCUAUUCCAAAGAAGAAAAGUUCCUUCAACAGAAGUUUAAAGAGAGAAUUGCAGACAUUAAAGCCCAUACCCAACCCAUCACUAAAACUCCAGGCCCUGGGGACACCAAGAUCCCUGUCACUUUGUCCAGAGUUCAGAAUGUGCAGCCUCUAACAGCCACCUGAAAUAUUUGCCACCUCAGGCCUCCCAUCUCUGAUUCACACACAUCAUCAUUAAAAAAGGUAGCCAGUCAGUUUUUGAGGUAACAUGCAUUUGGCAGUGACCUAUCCCUAGAGUUGUGUGGGGCUGGACAAGGUGUCAUGCAGGCUUACGUGCAAUUCAGGUGACAGUGGAUGUUAUUUGUCAGUUCAUGCCCACUUCUAGUGGGUUCCGCCAGCCCUUCAUGAACUAGUCUCUCUGGUGUAUCAAUGUUGUGUUAUUUUCUGUUACUUGAAAGCACUGAGUAGUAUAGACCAGCCUACCAGUCAUCAACGUGAUCCACUUCAUUCUCUAAUAAUAGGUUUUUCUGGUCCUUCCGUGUGGUGCUGUCUUCCAUGCCUAUCUCUGUGUAUGAUAUCAUCAUUACAUGUUCCUAGAAUCUCUGUCUCCUGCUUUUCAUCCAGAUGUUAGAGUUUUAACUCUAUCUUAGCAUAAAAGUCCUAAAAGUGAACAAGAAUUUAUCAUUGUUCCAUGUAAAUCAUUUUGUUUCCUCCAGAUGUUGUUCCUUUUCACUUAAGUAAAAUUGCCAAUUUUGGAAUCUUGGUAAAAGCAACAUCAACAAUGAUACUGGGAGUAUAUAUUCAAGCAGCAAUUGAAAACAGUUAAAUAAUGGAAAACUUGAGUUCCUACCAUUAACUUUGCCAUGUGAAAAAAAUUUGUUCCCAGGGCCUCAGUUUCCCCUCCUGUGUAUGAGAAUUUAAGAACUUUCCCUGUUCAAGUAUCCAAAUUUAUUUUCAUGUCACUGAGUCUCCUGAGGAUCUUGUGAUGGUCUCCUGUUGGGGUAUCCUCAGAACUGGACUCCUGGUUUCCUCUGCAUAUUUUACAGUAUUUACCAGAAAUAGCCAACCAAGCAGGCUGGAUGAUGCCCAUGUGUUCCUAUAGAGACUUGCUAUUCUCAAAUAAGAAGCCCCAGGUUGACAUUAGCCUUAAAAAGCAUUUUAAUCCUCAAAUAGGAAAAACUGAGCACCAGAUCCCAUUGUCCCCAGAUCCCUUUGUCCCUUACAUUUUCAUUUCAUCUGCAAAUGUAGAUUAGGCAGAGGAAAGAGAAAACUCUGACUUUGGUAUUCUCUCAACUGUGUUCCUUAGAGUUUUGACUUUGUAUGUAUACAUAGUCUUCAUUUCAACGGUAAAUAACACGUGCGAAUGGACCGGACCAGAACUGCACUGUCAUCCCUCCAGUGUGUCUCUUUUCUCUCCCAACAUGUAACUUUCCAUUCCGAGACUGAAUAAGCUCUGAUGUUUCCCUGACUAAAUGGAAGAGUAAAUGAAGCAAUUAGUGGUC
Rattus norvegicus (Norway rat) is the source of this 2110-nucleotide messenger RNA. The record is from RefSeq and is a predicted model, not a curated record. NCBI's taxonomy places the organism in Eukaryota, Metazoa, Chordata, Mammalia, Rodentia, Muridae.